AUGGCAGACGAGGCUACACUCUUCAGGCUGCUCAGAGCUGAACAGAAACGACAGGCCUCUCUUGGAACAGCUCUGGAGCAGUCAAAUGCCCGGCUAAAAGCACUCGAAGCUCAGAUUGCAUCAUCUCCAUUGGAUCGUGCUGCCCAUCCUCCUCAGCGACUGCCCCAGCUCGAGCUUGUCCUGGAUCAUCAACAAUAUGAGCGCUAUGGUCGCCAGAUGAUCUUGCCAGAGAUCAGGCUGCCCGGACAACUCAACCUCAAGCGAGCCAGAUUGCUCGUCGUCGGCGCAGGAGGCCUUGGCUGUCCAGCGCUCCUGUACCUAGCAGCUGCAGGCCUCACGCUGACCGUAGGACACAUCACUCUACUCGACGGUGACGCUGUCUCGCUGUCAAACCUGCAUAGACAGGUCGUCCACACCGAAUUCGGCGCGUCAACGUGUCAGACAAAGGUUGAAAGCGCUAUCGAAGCCAUCGGAAGGAUCAACUCCGAUGUCGAUUGUCGUGGCGUAGCAAUGCACUUCUCGCCCAGUCUGCUUGCGCCCAACGCGCCAAUCGACUUUGCCUCGUAUGAUCUCGUACUCGACUGCUCAGACAAUGCACCCACGAGGUACCUGCUCGACGAUGCUUGUAUGCUAUACAAGAAGCCGCUCGUCAGCGGAGCAGCUAUCAGGUGUGAAGGUCAACUUGCAGUAUGGAAUAUGCCUCUUCAGACCGGUACUAUCUUGACAUGUGACCCUGAUGUCGAGCGGGGACCGUCGUAUGCUUGCGUCUUUCCACCGCCUCUUGACGGAAAGCUAGACACAGGCGAUCGAUGUGAGGACGAAGGCGUGCUGGGACCUAUCACUGGCGUCAUAGGCGUCAUGAUGGCAUCGGAAGCCAUACGACUCAUCGUUGGCAAUCUGCCCUGCCAGCCCUUCUUACGACUCUAUGCGCCGUUCAGCGAAACGCCAAUGCGCACGCUCAAAAUCAGACGGAGACGACCCGAGAGCCUGAGCGCUGCCCUUUCACGACAACAGCGUGGCUGGCCUGACUUUUCAGCCGGCAUGACCUGCGAUGCGUCCAAUACAGACUCGCUCAAUCGUCUGAGCGCCAAAGUCGCGCUCUCGCGCAUUGCAGACGGCGCCAAUGUCCUCGAUGUGCGAUCCGCGACAGAGUACGAGAUGGUCUCGCUUCCCGGCGCACAGAACAUUCCGCUGUCGCAAUUGCUCAAAGAUCCCAGUCGCCAGGCAUCGUCGCUGGUAGCGCCAUUGAUCGUGCUCUGUCGGCGAGGCAAUGAUUCGGUCAUUGCUGCACAGGCACUAAGAACAGCUCGACCGGAUGCGAAUAUCACAGACGUUGCUGGGGGAUGGAUCGCAUUGGCAUCGGUCGACCCACGCCUGCCAAGAUACUGA
Messenger RNA from Mixia osmundae IAM 14324, 1389 nucleotides. RefSeq lists its product as uncharacterized. The record is from RefSeq and is a predicted model, not a curated record. The coding region runs from base 1 to 1389 and encodes 462 amino acids. Gene Ontology annotation, biological process: protein urmylation; tRNA wobble position uridine thiolation. The transcript is spliced from 6 exons. Gene Ontology annotation, cellular component: cytoplasm. Gene Ontology annotation, molecular function: thiosulfate-cyanide sulfurtransferase activity; URM1 activating enzyme activity; nucleotidyltransferase activity. Lineage: Eukaryota; Fungi; Basidiomycota; Mixiomycetes; Mixiales; Mixiaceae.